Conger conger (European conger) is the source of this 3747-nucleotide messenger RNA. RefSeq names its product deleted in malignant brain tumors 1 protein-like. Bases 1 to 3747 code for a protein of 1248 amino acids. NCBI's taxonomy places the organism in Eukaryota, Metazoa, Chordata, Actinopteri, Anguilliformes, Congridae. The record is from RefSeq and is a predicted model, not a curated record. The transcript has 15 exons. Gene Ontology annotation, cellular component: membrane.
AUGAACAACACUGAAGUGGUGUGUAGACAGGCUGGGUGUGGCAGAGCUCUGGAUGCUCUCAGCAGUGCCCACUUUGGACAGGGCAGCGGGCCCAUCUGGUUGGGUGAUGUGAGCUGUUCUGGAAACGAAUCCUCCCUGACUCAGUGCCAGCACCCUGGAUUUGGGUCUUAUAACUGUAGUCACCAUGAAGAUGCUGGUGUGAAUUGCUCAGGUAGCAGACUGGUAAAUGGAGAUAAUGAGUGCUCUGGCAGAGUGGAGAUCUACCAUGUUGGCCAUUGGGGAACAGUGUGUGAUUACUCCUGGAACCUGAACGACGCUGAGGUGGUGUGUAGACAGGCUGGCUGUGGCAGAGCUCUGGCUGCAGUCAGAAGUAUCCACUUUGGACAGGGCAGUGGGCUCAUCUGGUUGAGUGAUGUGAGGUGUUCUGGAAAUGAAUCCUCCCUGACAGAGUGCCACCACCGUGGAUUUGGGUCUAACUUCUGUUAUCACCAUGCAGAUGUUGGUGUGAUUUGCUCAGCGAUCAGAUUGGUGAAUGGAAGUGAUCAAUGCUCUGGCAGAGUGGAGAUCAACCAUGUUGGCCAGUUGGGAACGGUGUGUGAUAACUCCUGGAACAUGAACGCCGCUGAGGUGGUGUGUAGACAGGCUGGCUGUGGCCGAGCUCUGGAUGCUCUCAGCAGUGCCCACUUUGGACAGGGCAGUGGGCCCAUCUGGUUGGGUGAUGUGAGGUGUUCUGGAAACGAAUCCUCCCUGACACACUGCCAGCACCCUGGAUUUGGAUCUUACAACUGUAGUCACCAUGAAGAUGUUGGUGUGAAUUGCUCAGUAAAUCUCCAGACCCAGAUCAGAUUGGUGAAUGGAAGUGAUCAAUGCUCUGGCAGAGUGGAGAUCUACCACGUUGGCCAGUGGGGAACGGUGUGUGAUGAGUACUGGAACACGAACGACGCUGAGGUGGUGUGUAGACAGGCUGGCUGUGGCAGAGCUCUGGCUGCUGUCGGCAGUGCCCACUUUGGACAGGGCAGCGGGCCCAUCAUGUUGUAUGAUGUGAGGUGUUCUGGAAGCGAAUCCUCCCUGACACUGUGCCAGCACUCUGGGUUUUGGUCUAACUUCUGUCCUCACUCUAAAGAUGUUGGUGUGAUUUGCUCAGGUCCAGACGCCCGGACCCCGAUCCGACUGGUGAAUGGUGAUAAUGAGUGCUCUGGCAGAGUGGAGGUCUACCAUGUUGGCCUGUGGGGAACGGUGUGUGAUUACUUCUGGAUCCUGAACGACGCUGAGGUGGUGUGUAGACAGGCUGGCUGUGGCAGAGCUCUGGCUGCUCUCAGCAGUGCCCACUUUGGAGCGGGCAGUGGGCCCAUCUGGUUGGGUGAUGUGAGGUGUUCUGGAAACGAAUCCUCCCUGACUCAGUGCCAGCACCAUGGAUUUGGGUCUAACUUCUGUACUCACUAUGCAGAUGUUGGUGUGAUUUGCUCAGGUAGGAGUCAUAUAGCGAUCAGAUUGGUGAAUGGAAGUGAUCAAUGCUCUGGCAGAGUGGAGAUCUACCAUGUUGGCCAGUGGGGAACGGUGUGUGACAGCUCCUGGAACAUGAACAACGCUGAGGUGGUGUGCAGACAGGCUGGCUGUGGCAGAGCUCUGGAUGCUCUCAGCAGUGCCCACUUUGGACAGGGCAGCGGGCCCAUCUGGUUGGGUAAUGUGAGCUGUUCUGGAAACGAAUCCUCCCUGACACAGUGCCAGCACCCUGGAUUUGGGUCUUAUAACUGUAGUCACCAUGAAGAUGCUGGUGUGAAUUGCUCAGAAAUUAAGCCCAAAACGAUCAGACUGGUAAAUGGAGAAAACAAGUGCUCUGGCAGAGUGGAGAUCUACCAUGUUGGCCUGUGGGGAAUGGUGUGUGAUUACUCCUGGAACAUGAACGACGCUGAGGUGGUGUGUAGACAGGCUGGCUGUGGCAGAGCUCUGGCUGUUCUCAGCAGUGCCCACUUUGGACAGGGCAGUGGGCCCAUCUGGUUGGGUCCUGUGAGGUGUUCUGGAAACGAAUCCUCCCUGACACAGUGCCAGCACCCUGGGUUUGGGUCUAACUUCUGUUCUCACUCUACAGAUGUUGGUGUGAUUUGCUCAGCGAUCAGAUUGGUGAAUGGAAGUGAUCGAUGCUCUGGCAGAGUGGAGAUCAACCAUGUUGGCCAGUGGGGAACGGUGUGUGAUAACUCCUGGAACAUGAGCGACGCUGAGGUGGUGUGUAGACAGGCUGGCUGUGGCAGAGCUCUGGCUGCUCUCAGCAGUGCCCACUUUGGACAGGGCAGUGGGCCCAUCUGGUUGGGUGAUGUGAGGUGUUCUGGAAACGAAUCCUCCCUGACACAGUGCCAGCACCCUGGAUUUGGGUCUAACUUCUGUGCUCACUCUACAGAUGUUGGUGUGAUUUGCUCAGUAAAUCUCCAGACCCAGAUCAGACUGGUAAAUGGAGAUAACAAGUGCUCUGGCAGAGUGGAGAUCUACCAUGUUGGCCUGUGGGGAACGGUGUGUGAUUACUCCUGGAACAUGAACGACGUUGAGGUGGUGUGUAGACAGGCUGGCUGUGGCAGAGCUCUGGCUGUUCUCAGCAGUGCCCACUUUGGACAGGGCAGUGGGCCCAUCUGGUUGGGUCCUGUGAGGUGUUCUGGAAACGAAUCCUCCCUGACACAGUGCCAGCACCCUGGGUUUGGGUCUAACUUCUGUUCUCACUCUACAGAUGUUGGUGUGAUUUGCUCAGGUAGGAGAUCUUCUCUAGCGAUCAGAUUGGUGAAUGGAAGUGAUCGAUGCUCUGGCAGAGUGGAGAUCAACCAUGUUGGCCAGUGGGGAACGGUGUGUGAUAACUCCUGGAACAUGAGCGACGCUGAGGUGGUGUGUAGACAGGCUGGCUGUGGCAGAGCUCUGGAUGCUCUCAGCAGUGCCCACUUUGGACAGGGCAGUGGGCCCAUCUGGUUGGGUGAUGUGAGGUGUUCUGGAAACGAAUCCUCCCUGACACAGUGCCAGCACCCUGGAUUUGGGUCUAACUUCUGUGCUCACUCUACAGAUGUUGGUGUGAUUUGCUCAGUAAAUCUCCAGACCCAGAUCAGACUGGUAAAUGGAGAUAACAAGUGCUCUGGCAGAGUGGAGAUCUACCAUGUUGGCCUGUGGGGAACGGUGUGUGAUUACUCCUGGAACAUGAACGACGUUGAGGUGGUGUGUAGACAGGCUGGCUGUGGCAGAGCUCUGGCUGUUCUCAGCAGUGCCCACUUUGGACAGGGCAGUGGGCCCAUCUGGUUGGGUCCUGUGAGGUGUUCUGGAAACGAAUCCUCCCUGACACAGUGCCAGCACCCUGGGUUUGGGUUUAACUUCUGUUCUCACUCUACAGAUGUUGGUGUGAUUUGCUCAGGUAGUAUAGCGAUCAGAUUGGUGAAUGGAAGUGAUCGAUGCUCUGGCAGAGUGGAGAUCAACCAUGUUGGCCAGUGGGGAACGGUGUGUGAUAACUCCUGGAACAUGAGCGACGCUGAGGUGGUGUGUAGACAGGCUGGCUGUGGCAGAGCUCUGGAUGCUCUCAGCAGUGCCCACUUUGGACAGGGCAGUGGGCCCAACUGGUUGGGUGAUGUGAGGUGUUCUGGAAACGAAUCCUCCCUGACACAGUGCCAGCACCCUGGAUUUGGGUCUAACUUCUGUGCUCACUCUACAGAUAACACCAAAGCCAUCAUGGAGAGACCAGCGACUAGUGCGGUGAUUGAGGCGGGGCAUUCUCCGCUGUAG